GUGUAGUUCAGGAGGAGUGAAGGAGACCCAUAAUGGCAGCUAGGUUAAGGUUGUUACCAGGGUUUACACACCACCUUGUACAGUGGUGUCAAGCUAUGUCGUGGCAGAAUGUACGACUGUGUAAAGUUCUUGCUCCGACCCAGAUGGGCAUCACCAGACAAACCAGUAGUCUGCCAAAUGGUAAAAAAGAGAAGGUGGCUGAAGGACCUUCGCUGGAAGACUUUAUAUCAGGAGAGGUCACAAAGGAUAUGACUUGGUCAGAUUACACUGGGAAGCUGAAGCGAGGAAAGGGAGAAACAGACCGUCUGAGGCUUCCUCCUUGGCUCAAACGUGAAAUCCCUUUGGGGAAAAACUAUAAUAAGUUAAAAGCUGACCUUCGUGGGCUCAACCUCCACACAGUGUGUGAAGAGGCUCGAUGUCCAAAUAUUGGUGAAUGUUGGGGAGGCAAUGAAGACAAUGUUGCUACUGCAACAAUAAUGCUCAUGGGAGACACCUGCACCAGAGGUUGUCGGUUCUGUUCAGUAAAGACUGCUCGCAAGCCUCCACCUUUGGACCCUGAGGAGCCUGUUAAUACUGCCACAGCCAUUGCCAAAUGGGGACUCAACUAUGUUGUUCUUACUUCUGUAGAUCGAGAUGAUAUACCAGAUGGAGGUUCCUCGCACUUCGCAGAAACAGUGAACGAGCUGAAGAGACAGAACUCUUCCAUCUUGGUGGAGUGUCUUGUUCCAGACUUCCGAGGAGACAAAGAUUGUGUAGCAACAAUUUCUAAUUCUAACUUGGAUGUAUUUGCUCACAAUAUCGAGACGGUGGAAGCCCUGACUCCUCGUGUACGUGAUCCCAGAGCAAAAUACAGGCAAUCUAUGGGAGUUUUAGAACAUGCUAAAACAGUAAAAGCAGACUUGGUGACUAAAUCAUCUAUAAUGUUGGGUCUUGGUGAAACUGACGAUGAAAUUCUGCAGACAAUGAAGGAUUUACGUACUGCAGGGGUGGAGUGUGUAACUCUUGGACAGUAUAUGCAGCCAACCAAGCGACAUCUAAGAGUGACAGAAUAUGUUACACCGGAUAAAUACCAACAUUGGGAGGAAGUUGGAAAGAGUUUAGGCUUUGUGUACACUGCAAGUGGACCAUUAGUGCGGUCCUCAUACAAAGCUGGUGAAUUCUUCUUAAAAAAUCUUCUUACGCAGAGAAAACAAGAGAAAAGUCUCAAAGUAUCGACUGAUUGACUUCAUUAAUCGGGUACAAUUUUAUUUUAUAUCGGAUGCUAAUAUUUCAAAAUUUAAUAUAAUAAUAAAAACUACAGUUAUUGGCAUAUAUCAGAAAAAUCUUCUAAAUCAGUUUCCAACACAAGCAGUUAGGUAUCCUAUGCUUCAGUAAGAAUUAAAAUGAGCUGUAGGGUUUAUUAAUAUAUGUUUGAUAUUUUAAAGUCUAAUUCUGUAUAUAAUGUACACUAAUAUAAGUUUAAAUAAGCACAUGCUGUAUAGACAUAUGUAAAAUGGAUAUCAUAACACUUGACUGUUAAUAAUUUAGGAAUUUAAUAAAUCGCCUUUCAUGGGAACCUAAUAUCACUGGACACUAAUAUUCUCUUUCGCCAACUUUUUGUCCAGUUAGUUCUUGGCAAUGACUGUGUGUUGUGGUGAGCCAGGAGUGAGUCUCUUAGUUACAGUUUAGUUCUCCAGAGCAGUGAACUUUGCCUCUGCUCCAUCAGUCACUCCAACAUAGAUGGAAGGUUAAGUGAGGAGUCUGUCAGUAGUUUAACAGUACUGUACAGGGGUUAGUACAUUACUUCUGGGUUAUAUUCUACAGUUUUCCUCCUACAAAAUGUAUGUGCACAGUAUCACAUUAAAAAAAAUAUAUAUAAUGUCUAUGUACCUAUGAAAGAAAAAUAUAAAUAAAUAAGAAGUAUUA
Messenger RNA from Homarus americanus (American lobster), 1905 nucleotides. RefSeq names its product lipoyl synthase, mitochondrial-like (gene Las). Gene Ontology annotation, biological process: lipoate biosynthetic process. The record is from RefSeq and is a predicted model, not a curated record. Bases 33 to 1223 code for a protein of 396 amino acids. Gene Ontology annotation, molecular function: 4 iron, 4 sulfur cluster binding; lipoate synthase activity. Gene Ontology annotation, cellular component: mitochondrion. The transcript is spliced from 9 exons. NCBI's taxonomy places the organism in Eukaryota, Metazoa, Arthropoda, Malacostraca, Decapoda, Nephropidae.